UAACACGCAGGUGUCAGCAGAGAGGGAGAUAAAGACAGCGGCUGCUAUCAAGAAGCCGAUUAUAUACUCAAACAUCUGCGGGUUUCAUCCCGUUCUUUAUGUAAUAACUAACGCGUGAUUAGAUGACAAGACAACCCGCGCGCUCAUUCUGAGGAGGUUUCGCCAGCGCGCGAGAUGUUAUAUGUAUGGAAAGUUGAUACAGGGGAAUAAUAUUGACAAUAAUUGCACUUAUUCCCAGAGGAGCUUUCCAAGGGCGGAUGCAUUACGCAGUGAGGAACGUCUGGAUUCUCCUUGGAAGUUUUUGGAUCACGCGAGAGUCCGAUUGUACUGGUACAAAAGGAUUCUGUAUUUGGGAAAGUGUGAUGUCUUCAUUCUGUAUUUGAGAUUCUGCUCAAUUUAUCUGCCAAAUUAGUCAUCAACCUGAACCUGCAUUAACAUCAGAUCUGACAUGGACGGUGAAUACGGACAGCCUCCGGCUUCAAAUGGUGACUCGAAGCUCCGCUCCAGAGGUGCCUUCUCCCUAACCAACUGGCGUUCCUCUUCGAGGACUUUAUUGCAAGGAGGAGAGGAUGUGAGCAGAAGGCUGCUGUCCAUUGCGAACCACCAACAGGAACGGACAGACUCGGGGGCCAGUCCCACGUCAAAGUCCCUUGAGGUGACUGCAGGGUUAGAUGGCACAACAGCAACGACCACCGUGACCCCCUCCACUCCACCUCGCCCCAACAAAGCCAUGGCAGAGUCAGCGGGGCCUUCGGAAGCCCCUCUGCCAUCCGAAUCAGAGGAAAGGGUCUUCGAUGACCAAUCCACAUUCCUCCAGAGACAGUUCGGAGGCAUGCUGCUGCCAGGGGUCAACAAGUUCUCGCUGCGGAUGUUUGGGAGUGCGAAGGGUGUCGCUGCCGAGCAAGAAAGGAUCAAGGCAUUUGGGGUGUGGAUUAUACAUCCAUAUAGUGACUUCAGGUUCUAUUGGGACUUGGUUAUGCUUUGCCUGAUGAUGGGCAACCUCAUCAUUCUUCCAUGGGGUAUCACCUUCUUUGAGGAUCAGAACACGCCGCCGUGGAUCACCUUCAACGUGGCCUCUGACACCCUCUUCCUGGCUGACCUCAUCUUCAACUUUCGUACCGGCAUAAUGGAAGAAGAAAACUCCCAAAUCAUCCUGGACCCGCAAGUGAUCAGUCGGCGUUACCUGCGAGGCUGGUUUACGAUAGACUUCAUCUCCUCUAUUCCGGUGGACUACAUCUUCCUGGUGGUGGAUAUAGAGUCCCGGCUUGAGUCGGCAGAGGUGUACCGCACCGCCAGGGCACUGCGUAUCGUCCGCUUCACCAAGAUCCUCAGCCUGCUCAGAUUGUUGCGCUUGUCCAGAUUAAUACGUUACAUUCAUCAGUGGGAAGAGAUCUUCCAUAUGACCUAUGACCUAGCAAGCGCAGUGGUUCGCAUAGUGAAUCUGAUUGGAAUGAUGCUGCUGCUGUGUCACUGGGAUGGCUGCAUGCAGUUCAUGGUGCCCAUGUUGCAAGACUUCCCAGCAAACUGCUGGGUCUCCAAAAACAACAUGGUGAAUUCCACUUGGGACGUCCAAUACUCCUAUGCCCUUUUUAUGUCCAUGAGCCACAUGCUGUGUAUUGGGUAUGGUGCUCAGGCUCCUGAUGGACCAACUGACGUCUGGCUCACGAUGAUCAGCAUGAUUAUUGGCGCCACCUGCUACGCCAUGUUCUUGGGCAAUGCCACCAACCUGGUCCAGUCCUUGGAUGCUUCCCAUCGUCAGUAUCAAGAGAAGUAUAAGCAGGUGGAACAGUACAUGUCCUUCCACAAGCUGCCAGCUGACAUGAGGCAGAGGAUCCAUGAUUAUUAUGAGCACCGCUUCCAGGGCAAGAUGUUUGAUGAGGAAAAUAUCCUCGGAGAACUCAGUGACCCGCUAAAAGAGGAGAUAGUGAACUUUAACUGCCGUGGGCUGGUAGCUAACAUGCCACUGUUCGCAAAUGCAGAUCCUCACUUUGUCACAGUGCUCCUCACAAAGUUACGCUUCGAGGUCUUUCAGCCGGGCGAUAUGGUCAUCCGUGAAGGGACGCUCGGUCGUAAAAUGUACUUCAUCCAGCAUGGCUGUGUCAGUGUAAUCACUCAUGACAAUAAAGAGAAGAGACUGAAUGAUGGCUGCUACUUCGGUGAGAUAUGUCUACUGACCCGUGGCCGUCGUACAGCCAGCGUCAGAGCCGAAACAUACUGCAGACUUUACUCGCUCAGUGUGGACAGCUUUAAUGAGGUUUUAGAGGAGAACCCAUUAAUGAGGAGGGCGUUUGAGAGCGUGGCGGUGGACCGGCUGGACCGUGAGGGAAACCGCAUUGUGUAUUCACAAAAGAGCAUGGAGAAUGUUGGGGAAUGACGGAUUCUUUGCGUGAACUCUCUCUUGAUGAAUUCUGACUGACCGAAGACUCACUGAAGAUGGAUGAAUGUAGAAAAAAACAUGGAGGAAAGUGUUACAGUGUCCACAUAAUUGACAUUAAUGACAAUGUACAGUUGCAGUAUGGUGUGAUUAAUCUACUUAAAAUAGUUAUUUCCUAUUCUUACUUUGACAAUGCAAUGUAAAAAUUAUCAAUAUCAGUCCUGUAGUUCUAAUCAUGUUUAGCUGACUAUUGAUAUACUGGAUCUAUGUAAUUCAUUUUCAGUCAGAACCCAUUAGUUUAGCAGGAACCUUGAUCAAUGUGAUGAUAAAUCAAUAUGCAACAAUAUAUUGUAAUUCAAUUUAAUUAACAAUACAAUGAAAUGAGGAUAGCAUAAAACAUAAUCUAACAUUACAACUGUUUAUUUA
Rhinichthys klamathensis goyatoka is the source of this 2800-nucleotide messenger RNA. RefSeq names its product hyperpolarization activated cyclic nucleotide-gated potassium channel 3 (gene hcn3). The transcript has 8 exons. Gene Ontology annotation, biological process: transmembrane transport; potassium ion transport. Gene Ontology annotation, molecular function: voltage-gated potassium channel activity. NCBI's taxonomy places the organism in Eukaryota, Metazoa, Chordata, Actinopteri, Cypriniformes, Leuciscidae. Gene Ontology annotation, cellular component: membrane. The record is from RefSeq and is a predicted model, not a curated record. Bases 449 to 2374 code for a protein of 641 amino acids.